Microthlaspi erraticum is the source of this 154-nucleotide messenger RNA. The record is from the annotation of a GenBank genome assembly. NCBI's taxonomy places the organism in Eukaryota, Viridiplantae, Streptophyta, Magnoliopsida, Brassicales, Brassicaceae.
AUGAGCUCCGUCGUCUAUCUCAUGAUCCGUGAUGAUUUCUCCGUCCUAUCUUUUGGAUUUGCCGACCAAAAUGUGAUUUUAUGGUCGCCUGUGAAGUUUGGUGGACUUCGGUCACGCCGUUUAGGAGUUGGCCGUAGUUGGCUCCUUGUGCGCG